Messenger RNA from Eremothecium sinecaudum, 2673 nucleotides. RefSeq names its product serine/threonine protein kinase ATG1 (gene ATG1). Lineage: Eukaryota; Fungi; Ascomycota; Saccharomycetes; Saccharomycetales; Saccharomycetaceae. Gene Ontology annotation, molecular function: ATP binding; protein serine/threonine kinase activity. The record is from RefSeq and is a predicted model, not a curated record. Gene Ontology annotation, cellular component: autophagosome; cytoplasm. Gene Ontology annotation, biological process: protein autophosphorylation; autophagosome organization; autophagy. The coding region runs from base 1 to 2673 and encodes 890 amino acids. The transcript has a single exon.
AUGAGUACUACUAAAGGUAACAAUAUUGCUGGAGGUUUGUUAACACCUUCGAAUCACCCCAUUGUUAUAGCCGAUAAAUUUGUUAUUGAAAAAGAAAUAGGGAAUGGAUCUUUUGCCACUGUCUACAAAGGCCACUUGCUUUCUAACAAAAGUGAAAGUGUUGCGAUUAAAGCUGUAUCUAGAUCGAAGCUUAAAAAUAAGAAAUUACUCGAAAACUUAGAGAUUGAGAUUGCUAUUUUGAAGAAAAUUAAGCAUCCACACAUUGUGGGACUUAUGGAAUGCGAGAAGAUAUCAUCUGACUUUUAUCUUAUAAUGGAAUAUUGCGCUUUAGGCGAUUUGACUUUUUUUAUUAAAAAGCGCAAGCAUCUUGUUGAAAAACAUCCAUUUUGUCGAACACUAUUUGAAAAAUAUCCUCCUACCAGUGAAGAACACAAUGGGUUAAACCGAGUGCUAGUCAUCAAUUUUUUGCAGCAGUUAUCAUCCGCUUUAAAAUUCCUUCGUUCCAAAAAUUUGGUACAUCGAGAUAUUAAACCACAGAAUUUAUUGCUUUCAGCUCCACUACUUGAUUAUGACAAUGCAAAAAGUUUCCAUGAAAGAGGUCUUGUUGGAAUUUACAAUCUACCUAUUCUGAAGAUUGCGGACUUCGGCUUUGCCAGAUUUCUACCUAACACUUCGCUAGCCGAAACAUUAUGCGGCUCUCCGCUAUACAUGGCUCCAGAGAUUCUAAACUAUCAAAGGUAUAAUGCCAAGGCGGAUUUAUGGUCUGUUGGCACUGUAUUGUAUGAGAUGUGUUGCGGAAGGCCACCAUUUAAGGCUUCGAAUCAUUUAGAACUAUUUCAAAAGAUAAAAAAAGCUAAUAAUGUUAUAAAUUUCCCAAAAUGUGUUGAGUUAGAACCAGCAAUGGUUGAUUUGAUAUGCAGCUUACUUACAUUUGAACCCGCAAAGCGGAUGGGCUUUAAUGAUUUUUUUAAUAAUGAGCUCGUGAACGAAGACCUUUCACGUUAUGAACAAGAAUCGGAACCUGAUCUUGAAACAAAAUCCAGAAAUGUAGUAGAAAGUAACAUGUUUAUUUCUGAGUAUUUGAAUGGAAAGGAUAAGAAUAGAAAGUUAUCUUCACUUCAACUAUCAAUUUCUAAGGAUUUAGUCGAAUCCUCACAACAUCAAACACCACCCACUAUAAAACAGGUCUCUAACAAGGACAUAAAGCCACUUCAUGGAGAUCAAAAUGCAUUUGCUACUGCGACAGCUAUUGGUUCAAAAAACUAUAGGGCUUACGAUAAUUCUAAGUCUUGCUUUUCAGCAUUGCUUCUCGAAAAGGAAUACGUUGUUGUCGAAAAAAACAGUGUGGAAGUGAACGCAUUAGCUGAUGAGUUUGCGCACGCUGGCUCUGGCCUACAAGCUAUUAGGGCACCUGAACAAUGUGUGCGAGGUGCAUCGCAGACUGUUACAGGUAGUCGUCAGUCGUCAACAUCAACGAGUCCAAUGGCAAAUAAUACGAAACAAAAUUUGUUGCGUCAUAAUUCGGGUGGCAUGUCGUCUGGUGGCGGGUCCACUUCAAGGCGACCAUCUAUUGUUGAUCGCAGACUAUCGCUUUCAUCUUUAGGAGCCACCAAUGCAUUAUCCAAGGCCCUAGGUAUGGCGUCCUUGAGAUUAUUCGGUAACAACCAACAACAUUCUGGAACUGCAACUUUUACUCAAGGAGGUGCACUAUCCCCACUAUCUAGUCCUCAAGUAUUUCAGGAUAUGAUAGAGCAAUUGGUAUUAAAUGCAGACCAUCAAUGGGAUAACUCAAAACUCUUCGACAUCAUACACGAUGAUGUCAUCUUAAAGGCUGUGGAGAAUCUGACCGUAAAGGCAUAUGUGAUAUAUUCAUUUGCAGAGGUUAAAUUCCAGGAAGUUACCCAGGUCUUAUCUGGUUCGGGCCACGAUUUGACUCCAAAGAGGUCCAUUGAUGAUGAGAGUGCUGUUGAUAAUGUAGAUGACGAAACAGACGGUAAGACCACGCCCGAAAAGAGGCAACACUAUGCUCCCGCUGCAAAUUCCAACAGCGAUCAGCAUUACCAACCAUUGACUGAGUCAACUAAUGAACUGCAUGUUGACGAGAAGUCACAACAAGAAUUAAACGAAUUAUGCACAGAAACAAUCGUGCUAUAUAUGAAAGUUUUAUCCCUAUUGGCGUACGCUAUGCAUUUAACAUCGAGAUGGUGGCACGAAUCUGCAGAUAGAAGCUGCUCUUUCAAGCUUAAUAUAUUAGUUCAGUGGAUUAGGGAAAAAUUUAAUGAAUGCUUGGAAAAAGCUCAAUAUCUAAGGAUAAAAAUCCAGUCUAUGCAUUUAACUCUUGAUGCUGAGAAACAAUAUCCAUCACCUGAUUUAGAACCCCAUGCUCCAGUAUUUGUAGAGAAAUUGAUAUAUGAUAGGGCAUUAGAUAUUUCCAAGUUUGCUGCAAAAAUGGAAAUGCAAGGGGAGAAUUUAGAGAACUGUGAACUGGCUUAUUCUAAGUCCUUGUGGAUGUUAGAAUCCUUACUAGAUGUGAUUAACGAAGAAGAUAAUUAUGAUGCGGACAAUCUGGGCCAUACGGGCGUCUUAGACAGUGCUGACAAGGACAUGAUCAAGAUAUAUAUUGAUAGCAUUGCUAAUCGUUUAAAAGCGCUAAGAAGGAAGAUUAGUCGUUGA